Messenger RNA from Hibiscus syriacus, 1063 nucleotides. RefSeq names its product protein PHR1-LIKE 3-like. The transcript is spliced from 6 exons. The coding region runs from base 172 to 1017 and encodes 281 amino acids. Lineage: Eukaryota; Viridiplantae; Streptophyta; Magnoliopsida; Malvales; Malvaceae. Gene Ontology annotation, molecular function: DNA binding; DNA-binding transcription factor activity. The record is from RefSeq and is a predicted model, not a curated record.
AUGCUUCUAAAUUCACUCACUUGGCUUUUAUAAUCUCUGUCUCAAAUUUCGGGCUCCGUGCCCCGACCCGAAAAGCGAAGAAAACCCAACUUUCAUUUGCCCCCUAUUGAUCGUCGGCCUUGCAUUUUCCAUCACUUUCCUGGGAAAAAAGAGAAGCAGUUUGAGAAGAAAAUGAACUCUGGUGUUCGGUCGUUACCGUUGGAUGGAAGUGUGGGAGAUUAUCAAGGGUCGUUUGAUGCCACCAACUUGCCCGGCGAUGCUUGUUUGGUCCUAACAAAGGAUCCGAAGCCCCGACUCCGAUGGACGGCUGAGCUCCAUGAACGCUUCGUCGAUGCCGUUGUUCAACUCGGUGGCCCUGACAAAGCAACUCCGAAGACUAUCAUGAGAACAAUGGGAGUAAAAGCCCUUACCCUCUAUCACGUGAAAUCACAUCUUCAGAAAUACCGGCUGGGGAAGCAAUCUUGCAAGGAAUCAACCGAUAAUUCUAAGGAUGAAAGUCAGGACACCAGUUCAUCGACAAUAUUGUCGAAAAUGAUAGCUCAAGAGUUGAAUGAUGGUUACCAGAUUACGGAAGCUCUUAGAGUACAAAUGGAAGUGCAACGAAGACUACAUGAACAGUUAGAGGUACAACGUCGUCUUCAACUUCGGAUUGAAGCUCAAAGAAAAUAUCUACAGUCAGUACUCGAGAAAGCCUGUAAAUCUCUGAACGAUCAGGCUGCUGCUUCCGCCAGUCUUGAAGCUGCCAGAGAAGAGCUCUCUGAACUGGCGAUCAAGGUUUCCAACGAUUAUCAAGGGAUGGUCCCUCCCGAUAACAUAAAAUUGCCUUCCUUACCCGAACUGGCUGCGGUUUUAGAGAACAAAGCUACUACUUCCAAUACGCCGGCCCGACUCGGCGACUGCUCCGUCGAAAGCUGCUUGAAGAAGAGGCAAAGACCCUUGUUUGGUAAUGGUGACCCUUUGCCUUUGGAUGGCAAAUUAAGGGCAGAAAUAGAGUGGGUGAUGCCUAAUAUUAGUUAAAUUUGAAGGACAUUUCCAUCUUAGAAAUGCUACCUUUUCUCUUUUA